ACGCAGUCCACCCACUACCACCAGUUACUCCUAAGGUGGUAACUGUGUUAAGAGUUGACAAAAUAAGUAUUGCAGUAAACUGGUAUUUUCAGGAUUGUAAAUUCCGUUGCAAACGGACGCUUGGGGCGGGGGUGGGGUAACAGUUGUGUAAACAUUUUUUUUGUGACAUCCGCACUGAACGUCGUCUGCUACCAAUGAACGGCGUCAAAGGGGCUCGCCUCAACAUAGGCCAAUGAUUUCCAGCUCAGCGAUUCUCAAAGGGACCGGUUUUGUCCAGUGCAUCAGACCACUACACUCCACGAUCAUUGUCAACAUGCCUAUCAAGGUUGGGGAUAAGCUUCCUGCGGUGGAGGUUCAGGAGAAUGAGCCAGGCAAUAAGGUGUCUAUGGACCAACUCUUCAAGGGGAAGAAGGGAGUUCUCUUUGCUGUGCCAGGGGCCUUCACUCCUGGGUGUUCCAAGACUCACCUUCCAGGCUUUGUGGCACAGGCAGCAGAGCUGAAGAGCAAGGGUGUACAGGAGGUCGCCUGCGUCUCCGUUAACGACGCAUUCGUUAUGGCUGCCUGGGGAAAGGAACAUGGAGCAGAAGGCAAGGUGCGAAUGCUAGCUGAUUCUACUGGAGAAUUCACCAAGGCAGUGGACCUAUUGCUAGACAACGAUCAGAUUGUGGCUGCGCUUGGAAACAAGCGCUCCCAGAGGUACGCUAUGGUGGUGGAGGAUGGAGUUGUGAAGAAGAUCAACGUGGAGCCUGACGGCACCGGCCUCAGCUGCAGCCUGGCUUCCAGCAUGCUCUCUGAGCUGGUGUAGGCCGGUUGGGACCAGAGCACUCCAACCACAGAAGUCUAACUUGAUUUACUACACACAUUCUAGUUUACCUGAUCCUUCUUUUCACGUCUGUGCAACCAUGAUCUUAGGCAGCGGCAGGAAAAAGAUGUGGUUUUAAUGUACAGCCAUUGUAUGCUUCGUAAACUGGAGUACAAAACCGAUAAAAAAUAGAUGUGCUCAAGACUGCAAAGAGGUGUGCUGGUUUAUUCCACCGGCUUUAUGGAUGAUGGCAGGGCAGUCCUACUUGAUGUCAUUACUGGCUGCUCAGGGAGAUUGGGAUAAUUUUUAGACAGAGGCAAGAGAGAAGCUGAAUUUAAACGCACAAUUAAGCUGAAUGGCACUUAAAUCCUUUCUGUAUACUUUCAAAUCUGUUACCUAAUAAAAUUUCCUGCAAGAGCAAUAA
Messenger RNA from Oncorhynchus kisutch (coho salmon), 1226 nucleotides. RefSeq names its product peroxiredoxin-5, mitochondrial. The coding region runs from base 233 to 805 and encodes 190 amino acids. Gene Ontology annotation, cellular component: mitochondrion; peroxisome; cytoplasm. The transcript has 6 exons. The record is from RefSeq and is a predicted model, not a curated record. Gene Ontology annotation, biological process: cellular response to oxidative stress; cell redox homeostasis; hydrogen peroxide catabolic process. Lineage: Eukaryota; Metazoa; Chordata; Actinopteri; Salmoniformes; Salmonidae. Gene Ontology annotation, molecular function: thioredoxin peroxidase activity.